Rodentolepis nana is the source of this 1056-nucleotide messenger RNA. The record is from the annotation of a GenBank genome assembly. Lineage: Eukaryota; Metazoa; Platyhelminthes; Cestoda; Cyclophyllidea; Hymenolepididae.
AUGGACUUGUUUGUCUGGCCUGGUGUCAAGGGUCUUGAUUCCUUUGAUACUGAUUGUCUAGUUGUCUUGACUUAUCUUCGUUUAGGCAAGUGUCGCAUAAAUCUCAAUACUUGCAGGGAAUACAACAAUGAAACAAUAGAAAAUACUCCAUUUCUUGCUCAUGGAAAUAACGAAAUCGCCGGAGUUUCGAAUAUCAUUGAGUAUUUGCGGAAGGAAAACUAUGGAUUAGAAUAUGAUUUAUCUGAAGAGGAGAGAACUCGACUUGAUUCUCUAAUCGCAUCAGUUGAGCGACGUAUUGCGCCAGCAUGCCGGUGGUUUCUCUGGGCUGAUCCAAAUGUUUACGGAUACUAUACUUCUCCCCUUUAUCGAGCUCAUCUUUCUUUUCUUCAGGGUCUUUGGUAUCCACGUCGAUGGCGAGAUCAGUUCAUAGAAUCUGCUAAAUUUUCUCAACUAGUUCUCAGUACUGAUCGCGUUAAUUCAAGAAAUCAGAACAAAGGAGUUGAAUCUACGCUUUAUGAGGGUGCAAGGCGAUGUCUAACUGCUCUUUCAUAUAUUCUUGGCAAAAAUCAAUACUUUCUCGGUGAUAGACCAUCAGCUAUCGAUGCCUACAUUUUUGGGCGCCUAUGGCCUCUACUUAAUUACGAUCGGAUGUGUCGAUCUACCAUCACGGGCAAAACUCCCCAUAGAUUAGUUUCUUACGUGUAUCAAAAUGAAAAUCUUAUCAACCUUUGUCGUAAUAUCCAACGCACUUGUUUUCCUGCUGCUGCUAGCACCUUUCGGUCUUCGCUAAAUGAAAGGGCAGAAGGUGAAGAAAACCUUGGCACAAGUCGUUGGUGGUUUCCCACGUAUUUUCCAGGCAUGAACACAAACAUUCCGUCCAUAUUGCCGGCUUGUUUACUCCCCUACCGAGAUGUCAUAAUCUUUGGGUCUCUAUCCUUGGCUCUCUUUGGAACCUUUGCUGUUGCCUCGGGUUAUAUUGGAUUUGAAGAAGAGGAGGGUCAGGGUUAUGACGACGUUGGUGAAGGCAACGGUGGUGAUGAUGAUUAUGUCGAAUAG